This is a messenger RNA of Colletotrichum paranaense, 360 nucleotides long. RefSeq lists its product as uncharacterized. Bases 1 to 360 code for a protein of 119 amino acids. NCBI's taxonomy places the organism in Eukaryota, Fungi, Ascomycota, Sordariomycetes, Glomerellales, Glomerellaceae. The transcript has a single exon. The record is from RefSeq and is a predicted model, not a curated record.
AUGACAGACGUCUCGAGCCAGCGCUCGAGCUGUUCCCUUCCAUCCACAUCCCGAAGUACCUACAUACGUUACGAUUUUCCUUUUUCUUGCUGGUCGCCUCUCUUUUUUUUUUUUUUGCAAAAUACCCUGUUCUGCGUCUGCCUACAGGAGGGUGAUCCCUUCCGUCCAGUCAGCUUACAUGCUUCUAAGCCUCUUGACGUCAAAACGCGCCGGGGAUCUUCUCCCCCCACGGCACAUCAUCAGUCCCCGUCGUUGCUCUCAAGUUACCCUGCCCAUCAUCAUACCUGCAGCACCGUGGUUCGUAUCGGAGCCUCAUCGGGUGCUAUUCCUCGUGCCCGCCAAGGCUCUAUGGCAGCCUAG